AACAAGAAAUAUUUUCAGAAAACAGUCGUCUCGGUUUCCGUUCUUACUGAUCGCUAUGCAGUUUAUAUUUUUUGGAACCCUAUUUUCUGGACUUUUAUUGGUAUGUGCAGUUACUAACGAUAUUGAAGACGCUAGUGGAGAGACACCUGGAAUUGUUUCUCAAAUUACUGAAGAGCAGCCCCAUCAGCGACAAAAACUCUACAAUUGGGACUACAAGGACCUCGGAACAAUUGCAUUCGAAGACAUUCCAUUCCCAACUCUUCAGCCGUCACAAACUAUUGACCAAUCGGAAAAUUGCCCGGAAGGUUGGAUCCGAUAUUCCGAUUCAUGCUACUGGGUGGAAACGGAGCUUCUUGGAUUCGCCAAAGCCGAAAGAAAGUGUUCUGAAAAGCAAUCGACACUGUUUGUGGCCAAUUCUAUCGAUGAGUGGGAGGCAAUUCGUGGUCAUUCAAAAGACUCGUUUUCUUCGUGGAUCGGUCUUGUUAGAUUUUCCCACUACGAGAGAUCCGAGCAAUUGCCACGUUGGCAGACCGAAGGAGCUGUCAAUCCGUCUAAGAUGUGUGUUUACUUUGCAAGUGUUCUUUUUCAAAGAAAAAAAUUCAGAAACUGGUUGAUCAAGCCGUAUAGUCCACUCGUCAAUGGAUGGUCACAACUUGCCAACUGUGCUGCCAGUUAUAAGUCCCCAGCCUCUUUGGAAACUGCUUCAUACACUUAUUUCUACCCAUGUACAUAUUUAUUCUAUUCGAUCUGUGAACGGAACUCGACCAUUGCUAAUUCAUUGCAUUAAAAAUGUAAAUAAUCUUACAUUACAAUUACCAUCUUGUCAUCAAAUCCAUCAAAAUCUCCUCUUCUCCCAUUACCUGUCAUCGACUGUACUUAUGAAUUAUGUAAUUCUCACUACUCCCUAAAGAUUCUCAUUUUGUACUUGUCUUAAACCAUAAAAACUGAGAAUUCCGAAGUAACUUGCAAUAUUUAUUUUUGCUCGCAUACCAUGUACGAACACCUAAAAGGCGGGCUUCACUUUGGACGAACGAAGUACUUAUGAUCAUUCUGUCUUGGGAACAUUGGAGCAAUAUUUCUAGAGAAGUUACAAUUCAAAGUUAAAAUCAUCAAAUCAUUUUGUCUCAUCUGACGACACUUCAAUAAUCCUCUUUCUUAUUGUCAUCUUAUAACACUUAUCAAUUUCCUAGUUUGCUUUCCAUUCAUUUCAGA
Caenorhabditis elegans is the source of this 1212-nucleotide messenger RNA. RefSeq names its product C-type lectin domain-containing protein (gene clec-88). Lineage: Eukaryota; Metazoa; Nematoda; Chromadorea; Rhabditida; Rhabditidae. Bases 56 to 787 code for a protein of 243 amino acids. The record is from RefSeq and is marked reviewed. The transcript has 2 exons.